UUUUCAGAAAUGAAAGUUGUGUUAGCAGUUGGUGGUGUAUUUAUCAAAUCAAAAUCCUUGACCCAAACCAAUAAUAUGUGUAGAUCAAAAAAAUCAUAUUCUAGAGCUAACAAAAUAUUCAAAAUUCCAUUCCGAGCUUGCUAUCACCAAAUGUUAACUUUUCUCGCAGAAAAAAUAUUGAAACAUUGUAGAUUUUGCAACAUGUGCUUGGGUGAUCAUUCUUUUAUCAACAUAAAUGAAAAGUUGGAAAAGACUAUUGAAGCAUUGCAGAAUUUGCAAAAUCAAAUUAGUGACCUUGGCUUACAGAGACAUUUUGGUUUGACUAAACAAGAAGCUAGAACACCUUCAACUUGUUUGGUUGAUGAAUCGGAUAUCUUUGGUAGGCACGAGGAAAUAAAGGAUUUGAUUAACCGUUUAUUGUCUGAAAAUGCAGGUGGAGGAAACCUGACUGUAGUUCCUAUUGUUGGAAUGGGCGGUGCGGGUAAGACAACACUAGCUAAAGCGGUUUACAACGAUGUCAAGGUGAAGAACCAUUUUGGUUUGACAGCUUGGUACUGUGUUUCUGAGCCAUAUGAUGCUUUGAGAAUAACGAAAGGGUUACUUCAAGAGAUUGGCUCAUUUGACUCAAAGGAUGACGGCAAUUUAAAUCAGCUACAGGUCAAAUUGAAGGAAAGCUUGAAGGAAAAGAAGUUUCUUGUUGUCCUUGAUGAUGUGUGGAAUGAUGACUAUAGUGAGUGGGAUAACCUGAGAAAUGUUUUUAUACACGGAGACGUGGGAAGUAAGAUCAUCGUAACUACACGUAAGGAGAGUGUUGCUCGGACGAUGUGUGCUGAUCGUUGCACAAUCACUGUGGGGAAUCUGUCUAGUGAAGACUCUUGGGCUUUAUUCAAACGACAUUCACUAGAAAAUAGGGAUCAUCCGGAACUUGAAGAGGUUGGGAGAAACAUUGCAGACAAAUGCAAAGGGUUGCCUUUAGCUCUAAAGGCACUUGCUGGUGUUUUACGCGGCAAAUCAGAGGUAGAUGAGUGGAGAAACAUUUUAAGAAGUGAAAUAUGGGAUCAGAAAAGUUGUUGGAAUGGUAUAUUACCAGCGCUGAUGUUGAGCUACAAUGAUCUUUCUCCACAUUUGAAGCGAUGUUUUGCUUUUUGUGCAAUAUAUCCCAAAGAUUAUGAAUUCUGCAAAGACCAAGCUAUUUACCUGUGGAUUGCUAAUGGUCUUGUAAAGGAGUUCUGUUCAGGUAAGGAAUACUUUGACGAGUUGAGAUCAAGAUCAUUGUUUGAGAGGGUCCCAGAGUCUGGAUGGAAAUCGGGGAGAUUCUUAAUGCAUGACCUUAUCAAUGAUUUGGCCCAAACUGCAUCUUCAAAACUUUGUAUUAGGUUGGAAGAGACCGAAGGAUCCCAUGAUAUGUUGGAACAAAGUCGACACAUGUCCUAUUCCAUAGGACAAGAAGGUGUCUUUGAGAAAUUGAAACCACUCUCCAAAUCAGAGCAGUUGAGGACAUUGGUUCCAUCCAAUAUCAGUUACAUAUGUCAGCUAAGCAAGAGGGUGUUGCAUAACAUACUGCCAAGCUGACUGACGUCCUUAAGGGCAUUAUCAUUGUCGGGUUAUGAUAUUAACGAGUUGCCAAAUGACUUGUUUAUCAAAUUAAAUCUCCUGAGAUUUUUGGACCUUUCUAGGGCACGUAUUGAAAAGUUACCAGAUUCCAUUUGUGUUUUGUAUAACUUGGAAACACUUCUCCUGUCAUCUUGUCGUUGUCUUGUGGAGCUACCGGUGCAGAUGGAUAAGUUGAUCAACUUGCGUCAUCUUGAUCUAACCAACACUGAUAGCUUGAAGAUGCCUCUAUAUCUGAGCAAGUGGAAAAGUCUCCAAAUGCUAGUGGGAGCCAAGUUUGUUAUAGGUGGUUUGAGAAUGGAAGAUUUGGGUGAAUUACAUAACUUGUAUGGAUGUCUAUCAGUUUUAGAGUUGGAAAAUGUCGUUGAUAGAAGGGAAGCUGUGAAGGCAACUAUGAAGGAAAAGGAACAUGUUGACAAGUUAUGUUUGGAGUGGAGUGAAGGUAGUUGUGCUUACGAUUCACAAACUGAAAGAGAGAUACUUGAUGAGCUACACCCGCACACAAAUAUAAAACAACUCCAAAUCAGGGGAUAUAGAGGGGCAAAAUUUUCAAAUUGGGUAGCUGAUCCUUUGUUUGUUGAGCUAGUAAAAUUGUCUCUUAGCAACUGCAAGGACUGUGAUUCCCUGCCAUCACUAGGACAGCUUCCUUGUCUGAAAUUCCUUUCCAUUAGAGGGAUGCAUGGAAUAAGAGAGGUGACGGAAGAAUUCUAUGGUAGUUCCGUAUACUCCAAAAAGCCUUUUAACAGUCUUAAGAAGCUUUUAUUUGAAGAUAUGCCGGAGUGGAAGCAAUGGCACGUACUAGGAAUUGGGGAGUUCCCUAUACUUGAGAAGCUUUCAAUUGAAAAAUGUCCGGAGUUGAGGGGGAAGUUGCCUGAAAAUCUUUGUUGUCUUACAGAAUUGAGAAUUUCAACGACACCUCUUAUUGACGAAGCUCAACUCCAACUUGAGGGAAUGAAGCAGAUUGUUGCAUUAGUUAUACGUGAUUGUAACUCUGUUACCUCCUUACCUUUUAGCAUACUGCCCACUUCCUUGAAGAGAAUAGAGAUAUGUGGUUGUCAUAAAUUGAAAUUGAAAUUGGAGGAGCCUGGAGUUGAUCAUUGUAACAUGUUUCUGGAGGAAUUGAGACUGCAUGGAUGUGAUUGUAUAGAUGAUAUAUCACCUGAGUUGCUCCCAAAAGCACGCAAAUUGAGUGUAACGAAUUGCCACUACCUUACUAGGUUUUUGAUUCCUUCUGCAACGGAACGUCUUGAGAUUUGGAGAUGUGAGAAUCUUGAAAUACUUUCGGUGGCCCGUGAGUCUGCCAUGACAUUUUUGCAUAUUAGGAAUUGUGAGAAUCUCAAGUGUCUGCCACAAAUAGAUUUACAAGUCCUUGUCAUUUAUGAUUGCAACAAGUUAGUGAACGGAAGAAAGGAGUGGUGUUUACGUAGACUCACUGAGUUAGAGAUUUAUCAUGAUGGGAGUGACGAAGAGAUCCAACGUUGGGAGUUGCCUUGUUCUAUUCAGAGACUUACCAUAAACAAUCUGAAAACAUUAAGCAGCCAAGUUCUGAAAAGCCUCACCUCUCUUAAACAUCUACGCGUUGAGGGUACUAUACCUCAAAUUCAGUCACAAGGUGGACUUCCCUCCUCUCUUUCUCAGCUACAUUUAGGAUACCAUGAUGAGCUCCAUUCACUACAUUUUUCCCACCUCACUUCACUUAUACGUCUACACAUCUCGAAUUGCCAUAAUCUCCAAUCACUCUCCGAAUCAACACUACUGCCCUCCUCCCUCACUGAGCUGUACAUCUCGAAUUGCCAUAAUCUCCAAUCACUCUCCGAAUCAGCACUGCCCUCCUCCCUCUCUCACCUGACCAUCAGAGAUUGCCCUAAUCUCCAAUCCCUUCCAGUAAAAUGGAUGUCCUCUUCCCUCUCUAAACUCGAUAUUUCCAAAUGUCCAUUGCUCACACCACUAGUACAAUUUGACAAGGGGAAAUACUGGCCAAAUAUUGCUCAAAUUCCCAUCAUAAACAUCGAUUGGAAAUCCCUCUGAUUUGGUUCCUCCAACACAAAUGUUGUGAUUUUCAAGUCGUACAGCCAUCUACUAAGCAUGACUUGCUGCAAAUGGAACCAAAGGUACAUGAGAAUCAAGUUGUUACAAGAGACAUAUUGUCAUAGAUUAUAAAGAAAGAUACUACUUUUUCACCGUUAGGAUUUUCAAGUCCAGACGCGAAAGUUGUUGAACUAUGUAUAUAAUGACUUGUAAAAUG
Messenger RNA from Solanum pennellii, 3856 nucleotides. Its product is annotated as putative disease resistance RPP13-like protein 1. The record is from RefSeq and is a predicted model, not a curated record. Gene Ontology annotation, biological process: defense response to other organism. Gene Ontology annotation, molecular function: ADP binding. The transcript is spliced from 3 exons. NCBI's taxonomy places the organism in Eukaryota, Viridiplantae, Streptophyta, Magnoliopsida, Solanales, Solanaceae.